Messenger RNA from Fraxinus pennsylvanica, 828 nucleotides. The record is from the annotation of a GenBank genome assembly. NCBI's taxonomy places the organism in Eukaryota, Viridiplantae, Streptophyta, Magnoliopsida, Lamiales, Oleaceae.
AUGGCGGAGAGAGGCGCUGGAGACCGUGGUGGAUUUGGCCGUGGCUUUGGAGGACGCGGACGUGGAGGAGAUAGGGGAGGUCGCGGUGGACGCGGUGGACGCCGUGGUGGACGCCGUGAUUCCGAAGAGAAAGAGUGGGUUCCGGUAACGAAGCUUGGCCGUCUAGUGAGAGACGGAAAAAUCAAGUCCAUUGAGCAAAUUUACCUCCAUUCGCUCCCAAUCAAAGAAUACCAAAUCAUCGACAUACUAAUUGGUCCCUCUUUGAAAGAUGAGGUUAUGAAAAUCAUGCCGGUCCAGAAGCAGACCCGGGCCGGUCAGAGGACCCGGUUCAAGGCGUUCGUGGUGGUCGGAGAUGGUAACGGACACGUUGGUCUCGGUGUCAAGUGCUCGAAGGAAGUGGCAACUGCGAUUCGUGGCUCGAUUAUAUUGGCCAAGCUUUCUGUGAUUCCAGUCAGGAGAGGGUACUGGGGGAACAAGAUUGGUAAACCACACACCGUUCCCUGUAAGGUCACCGGAAAAUGUGGUUCAGUCACUGUCCGCAUGGUGCCUGCACCUCGUGGCGCCGGAAUUGUCGCUGCCCGCGUUCCCAAGAAGGUUCUACAAUUUGCUGGUAUAGAGGAUGUUUUCACCUCCUCCCGAGGUUCUACCAAGACCCUUGGAAACUUCGUUAAGGCUACCUUUGAUUGUCUACUGAAGACUUAUGGCUUCCUCACUCCGGACUUAUGGAGGGAUACUCGCUUCUCAAAAUCUCCUUUCCAAGAAUACACUGAUCUUUUGGCCAGGCCGACUGCCAAGGUUGUCCAAGUCAUCGAGGAUGCAGAGGCCUGA